CUCCGAAACUAGCGAUAAGACCUGGCUGAGGUGGAUUAAUCGCUGGAGGGGAAAGAGCUGGGAAGGAAGAUCGGUAUCGCUUUACGAGAAAUUAAAAAUGCAAAGCUUUAAGGUGUUUACGAUAUUUUCAGCAGCGCUGUUGGCGUUUUCAGUCGACGCAAGGGUUUACUUUAAAGAGCAAUUCCUCGAAGCAGAUGCGUGGACGAGUCGCUGGGUGAACUCCGAACACAAAUCUGACUACGGACAGUUUAAACUUACUGCUGGAGACUUCUACGGUGAUGCAGAGAAAGACAAAGGUUUGCAAACCAGCCAGGAUGCCCGCUUCUACGCUACGUCUGCACGGUUCGAGCCGUUCAGCAACGAGGGCAAAAGCCUGGUGGUCCAGUUCACUGUGAAACACGAGCAGAAGAUCGAUUGUGGGGGCGGCUACGUGAAAGUCUUCCCCACUGACCUCAAUCAGGCUGAUCUGCAUGGAGACUCGCAGUACUACAUCAUGUUCGGUCCAGAUAUCUGUGGUUACAGCACAAAAAAGGUCCAUGUCAUCUUUAACUAUAAAGGCAAGAACCACCUCAUCAAGAAAGACAUCAAGUGUAAAGACGACGAGCUGACACACCUCUACACGCUGAUUCUGAACCCAGACCAGACCUAUGAGGUAAAGAUCGACAACGAGAAGGUGGAGUCUGGCUCCCUGGAAGAGGACUGGGACUUUCUGCCUCCUAAGAAGAUCAAGGACCCUGAAGCCAAGAAGCCUGAGGAUUGGGAUGAUCGUGCCAAGAUCGAUGACGAGACGGACACCAAGCCCGAGGACUGGGACAAACCUGAGAAUAUUCCAGAUCCUGAUGCCAAGAAGCCUGAAGACUGGGAUGAGGAUAUGGAUGGUGAAUGGGAGCCUCCCAUGAUCCCCAACCCAGAAUACAAGGGAGAGUGGAAACCGAAGCAGAUUGAUAACCCCAACUACAAAGGAAUCUGGGUGCACCCUGAGAUUGACAACCCCGAGUACAGCCCUGACUCUGAGAUCUACAAGUUUGACAACAUCGGCAUUAUUGGGCUGGAUCUGUGGCAGGUCAAGUCUGGGACCAUUUUCGACAACUUCCUGAUUGCAGAUGAUGCAAAAGAAGCAGAGGAGUUUGGAAAAAAUACAUGGGGCGUUACUAAGGGUCCAGAGAAGAAAAUGAAAGAUGAGCAAGAUGAAAAGAAACGCAAAGAGGAAGACGAAAAGAAUAAGGAGCAGGACACCACGGCGGAUGAUGACGACGACAACGACGACGAUGACGACGACUACAACAACGACGACGACGACAACAACGAUGAGGAGGAGGGAAAGGAGGAGACAACGGAGGACCCCAAAGUAGAGGGAGAGGAGGAUGAUGCUCAGCCAAAAGAUGAAUUAUAAACCCGGAAGUGCUUCCUCAGCGCAUGCGUUCUGGCACCAGGGAUACAGCUUCAGGGCAUCAGGUCAAAACGACGGCAAUGGAAUGCACCUUUUUUUUGUUUUUUUUUUGCAUUUUAUGUUGAACAGAAAGCAAAUUUCAGAUUUAGAAUUCAAUGUUGUGUUUUUGGGUGUGUUUUAUUUCUUUGGGGGAAGAUGAAGUUAGGAUGCAGGUGUGGGAUUUAGGGUUUGAAAUCUUUCAUAAAUCUUUUCCUUUUUGCCUCAUGGAAAAAAAAUAGUUCAGACAACUUUGCCCAACAGUUCAGUUUCAUUCUGUGGAUUUUUUUUUUUUUUUUUAUACAGAAAACCUGAAGUCUUGAAGUUAACACAGAUGUAAAUAAGUUGAAGUUACAUGUUCACAACAGGGGAGAAGAUUUCUACCUUGUAAGAAUGUGGUGACUUGCGAAAGUGAAUGAUUGCAGAUAAUUAUAUUAGACAUAAAAUCCAGAGCAACUCUUUCUGCUCUAGUCAUUCCGUGAUUUCUUUUUUCUCUCUCUCUCUCUGGCACUGAUUUUUUGUUUUGUUUUUUUCUGUCUCUAAACAAGACAUUGAAUGUGAUCCACUCUUUCCAGCUCUAUUUAUUUAACAGAAAGGUCUGAGUAAUUUGACCCACAACACCAUUUUUUUUUUUUUUUUUUACACACUGUGAAGAUGGUGACCAACAUGCCUUGUUCAAACUCUUUAAUAAGCAUCUUAGCACUAAGGGCAUCAUAACCUAAAGCAGAGAUUUUCCAACGUCAAUUACAUAAGACCUUAAUGUCAUGAUACUUCUGGUCACUUUGCUCAGUCAUCAGUUGUGUCUGUGAUGCCAAUACUUUUAAUAAAAGAAUUUAUUAAUGAA
Messenger RNA from Ictalurus furcatus (blue catfish), 2270 nucleotides. It is a transcript of the gene calr3b, whose product is annotated as calreticulin 3b. The transcript is spliced from 9 exons. Gene Ontology annotation, molecular function: calcium ion binding. Gene Ontology annotation, cellular component: endoplasmic reticulum; endoplasmic reticulum membrane. The record is from RefSeq and is a predicted model, not a curated record. Lineage: Eukaryota; Metazoa; Chordata; Actinopteri; Siluriformes; Ictaluridae. The coding region runs from base 98 to 1393 and encodes 431 amino acids. Gene Ontology annotation, biological process: protein folding.